AAUAUAAGAAAGCAUUUGGAGACAUUUUGCAGCACAUUUAACAAAGCACUUGUUUGUCAAUGAUUUAUGGAAAGCGCAGAUAGCCUGCAAGACCACGCACGACUUGAAUGCUAGUGGGAAUGUUAUUCUACCUUUAAAGACCAGUCUUGUUUAAAAUAACGAGCUUUGUUUUUAUUUUGAAAGGUAUGUACGACUUCCGUUUUCUUUCUGAUCAGCUGAUGUCCGUGAAAACACAAAACAUAAGCGUGUGAAUGUGUGCGGGGGACACAAACGUAGCCAUUGGUGAGUUCGGCGUUGUUUGAAGACGUUAAAUGGGAAAUGUGUGGAGUGUGAGCGACAGCGUGACAGGUCGGAUGAUGUGCGGUGCGCGGUUUGUGCUGCACUAGCAGCGGGAAACGGCCCCGAGCAGCUUAAGGCAUCACAUGCAGCUUCGGAGGGGCCCUGUGUGAGAGCAAGACUUCACUUCACAGGACUGGACUGGUCGAAACAGGGUCCAUGGAGGAACUGGAUCCAGAGGAGCAGUUCCUGCGCUACGCCCGGAAUGGAGAUCUGCCUGGCAUUCAGAAGCUCCUCAUGUCCAAGAUCAGGGAUGAAAUGAAGAUCAACAUUAACUGCAAAGGUAUGAGUAAGUCUAACCUGGGAUGGACGCCUCUUCAUUUGGCUUGUUACUUUGGGCACAAAGAUGUAGUGGAGGAACUGCUUAAGGCGGGGGCAGAUGUUAACUUGCCCAAUAAUAUUGGAGAUACUCCGCUGCACAAAGCCGCCUUCACAGGAAGAAAGGAGGUUGUCAUGCUGCUGCUGCACUAUGAUGCAUGUGCUACUGUCAUCAAUGGGACAGCACAGAUUCCCAAAGAUGUCACUCAAAAUGCAGAGAUCAGAAGCAUGUUGGAAGCGGCUGAAAGAACAGAGGAGAGGAAACUAGAGGAGAAACUUUUAGAAGCAGCACGAGAAGGAGACCUUUCAACUCUAACUCAGCUGACAGAUCUGCUGGAUAACACGCCGCUGCACUGUGCAGCCUAUCGAGGCCAGAAGCAGUGUGCUCUAAAGCUGCUCAAGAGUGGAGCCAGCCCCAGCAUCAAGAACAAGCAUGGCCAGACAGCAUUUGACCUGGCCAGCGAUACAGCAAUGAAGCACGUCCUUACAGGCAGCGUUCAUCGGGAUAUGACAAGACAUGUCAGGAAGUACGAGGGACUCCUCUGGAAGAGCUCGAGAUUUUUUGGCUGGUGCUCCUACUGGGUCGUCCUUCAGGAUGGGGUUUUAUCCUGGUACUCAAAACAGUCAGAUGCUGUUGCCAGUGUCAGAAGGCAAGGCUGUAAGUCCCUCACACAUGCUCAGUGUUUGAUCCGAGCCAAAGAUAACUGCUUUUUCACCAUCAAGUGCUUUGAUGACAGUGUGCAUCACUUCAAAGUAUCACCUAAAAAUGACCCAGAGACAAUGAGAAAAGCAUGGCUGGAUGCCCUGGAGAAGCACUCUGCUUACAGCACACACUACUGCUCCCAAGAGCAGGGUGAGGAGGAGGAGGAAGAGGAGGAGGAGGAAGUGAUGUCACUCGGGGAGCUAACGGACUCACUACAGGCAGCGGAGGCCAGCCAGAAGAAGCUGGAGAAGAAGGUGGCAUCUUUCCUGUCCAUGCUGAAAAAUAAUGGGCUGGCAGAAAGUUUUCCAUCAGCCCUACUGCAGAAGAUGCAGGAAAUCUGUGAGUUGUCCAGUGAGACCAGCUCCAGUCUCAAUGUCUGCCUCAGGCUUUUCUCCAAACAGGAAGGGGUGCGCAGUCUGAAAUUGGAGCAGGAGGUGGGGAAGAAUAAGAUCCUCUCUGAAGCGCUGCAGACUCUGGCCACAGAGCACCACGAACUUGAGCAAUCCAUCGUCAAGGGGUCUUCACCGCUGAGCGAAGAUAAGUUCCACGAAGCUCUGUCUGACUCAGACUCAGAGCUCUCCCUGAGCGGCUUUGAGACGGUGGCCAGCCAGUCGUUUGAGGAGGACGAAGAGGAGGAGGGUGAAGGCUCUGUCAUGUUAAGCAGUCCUAGCAGCAACCCCACCACCAUGUUGUGGGGGGAUCACCAUGGUGACAAGGAUGAGACUCAAACCAAUGGGACCACAAAGCAUAGGACCAGUUUACCUGCACCAAUGUUUUCAAGAAAUGACUUCAGUAUUUGGAGUAUCCUGAGAAACUGCAUUGGAAUGGAACUGUCCACGAUUACAAUGCCAGUCAUUUUCAAUGAGCCGCUCAGCUUCCUGCAGCGUCUGACAGAGUACAUGGAGCACUCAUACCUCAUCCAUCAGGCCAACACCUCGUCAGACUCCAUUGAGAGAAUGAAGUGUGUGGCUGCGUUUGUGGUGUCCUCUGUGGCUUCCCAGUGGGAGCGGACAGGUAAACCCUUCAACCCCCUGCUCGGAGAAACCUAUGAACUGGUCAGAGAUGAUCUUGGCUUCAGGGUCAUAUCAGAGCAGGUGAGCCACCACCCUCCUGUCAGUGCCUUCCAUGCUGAAGGCCUGAAGCAAGACUUUGUGUUUCAUGGAUCCAUCUAUCCCAAACUCAAGUUCUGGGGCAAGAGUGUGGAAGCUGAGCCAAAAGGCACCAUCACACUGGAGCUGCCCAAGUACAAUGAAGCCUACACAUGGACAAAUCCUACAUGUUGUGUUCACAACAUUAUUGUGGGCCAGCUAUGGAUUGAGCAGUAUGGAAAUGUAGAGGUGAUCAACCACAGAACUGGAGAAAGGUGCUUUCUGAAAUUCAAACCAUGCGGUCUUUUUGGCAAAGAACUGCAUAAGGUCGAAGGAUAUAUUCUGGAUAAAAGCAAAAAGAAGCUGUGUGCUCUCUAUGGAAAGUGGACAGAGUGUCUAUACAUCAUCGACCCUGCUGCCUAUGAAGUACAUAAGAAAAGUGAUCAGAAAGGGGCAGAAGAAAAAAAAGGCAGCAAAGCAGGCUGCAGUGAGACUCAGGAGGAGGUUCCCUCACCAGCUGCAGACACUGUGGACGUGAUCCCUGGCAGCCAGCUGCUGUGGAGAAUCCCUCCCAGACCAGUCAACUCUGCCCAGAUGUACAGCUUCACAUCCUUUGCAAUGCAGCUGAACGAGCUGCAUAAGGAGAUGGAGGGAGUCAUUCCUCAGACAGACUCCAGGCUGAGACCAGACAUACGAGCUAUGGAGAACGGUGAUAUUGACUUUGCCAGUGAGGAGAAGAAAAGGCUUGAAGAAAAACAGAGAGCUGCUCGCAAAAACCGCUCCAGAUCUGAUGAAGAGUGGAAGACGAGGUGGUUUCAACAGGGACAGAACCCUCACACCAGCUCCCAGGACUGGCUCUUUACUGGUAGCUACUGGGACAGGAAAUACAACCAGCAACCAGACAUUUACUAAGGGACAUUUUGUGCAUAGAGAAAUUAACACUGUGCAGUGUCCUCUGUACAGAGCAACAUUAAUACUUUUUUUUUUUUUAAAUAAAUACAGUAACAAUAAGAAAUAUGCAAACUGCUUGGCCUUAAUCUACUUUAUGAUGGUAAAACUGUGCAUAAAAAGUCCAUUGUCAAUAUUUAAACAUUAUUAAAUGUAAAGUUGUUAGAUAAUGUUUUUAAAUGUAGCAUUUGUAUUUUCACUGAGGUCAGAUUGUUUCUGUUCACAAUGGACUUUUAGCACAGUAGAGAGGUGCUAUUGCAAAGGACUUCAUGGUUUUAGUGUCUUUGUUCUUUUUUAAAUAUUCAUAAUAGUGUUCUCUCUCAAAAUGUAUAUCUGUGUAUAGUCAAUCAUCAGUGACCUCAUCUUGUCAUUCAGUCAGUGGAUGCCACUUCUCCUCAUGUAUUUUCCUUUGUAAAGAAAUCAGGCCUACAAAACGCACCGAUCAGGCAUAACAUUAUGACCACCUGCACAUCUCUAUGUGCUUCAAUGCAACACGUCUGCCUUAACAUCUGUGUUUAUGAAUCUCAAAAUGUUUCAUUUUUUGGUGAGAUUGUCAUAAAUGUAUAAAUUCAA
Messenger RNA from Monopterus albus (swamp eel), 3966 nucleotides. RefSeq names its product oxysterol binding protein-like 1A (gene osbpl1a). Lineage: Eukaryota; Metazoa; Chordata; Actinopteri; Synbranchiformes; Synbranchidae. Gene Ontology annotation, molecular function: cholesterol binding; protein binding. The transcript has 28 exons. The record is from RefSeq and is a predicted model, not a curated record. Bases 496 to 3357 code for a protein of 953 amino acids. Gene Ontology annotation, cellular component: cytosol; plasma membrane; perinuclear endoplasmic reticulum.